AUGUUUCGCACAAUCGAUGGCAUUGCCACCGGAAGCAAUACCGAGGACCGAGUAAAGAAACUCGAAGCACUAGUCACCGAGCUCAAGAAGAUAGUACAGGACCAACAAAAUCGCAUCGAAGAACUUGAGAAAGCAAAUGUUCAGAAGACAGUAGAUGAUUUACAGAAGCGUAUGGAAGACCUUGAGAAAUGGCCGGGUACUGGUGAAGAAGCUAUUUUGAAGGAUGCAAGUCAGGAUGCACCACAGGCGGAAAGUCAAGCUGGGCCUUCGACAGAAGGAAAAGCUGAAACUUCGACUGAUGAUUGA
Messenger RNA from Sclerotinia sclerotiorum 1980 UF-70, 306 nucleotides. RefSeq lists its product with no specific name. The transcript is spliced from 3 exons. The record is from RefSeq and is a predicted model, not a curated record. The coding region runs from base 1 to 306 and encodes 101 amino acids. NCBI's taxonomy places the organism in Eukaryota, Fungi, Ascomycota, Leotiomycetes, Helotiales, Sclerotiniaceae.